This is a messenger RNA of Nannospalax galili (Upper Galilee mountains blind mole rat), 1870 nucleotides long. It is a transcript of the gene Aldh2, whose product is annotated as aldehyde dehydrogenase 2 family member. The transcript has 13 exons. Gene Ontology annotation, molecular function: aldehyde dehydrogenase (NAD+) activity. Bases 36 to 1598 code for a protein of 520 amino acids. Lineage: Eukaryota; Metazoa; Chordata; Mammalia; Rodentia; Spalacidae. The record is from RefSeq and is a predicted model, not a curated record.
GCUGGCACUCGCCACUCAGAUCGCCUCUGCACGACAUGCUGCGCGCCGCGUUCGCCACCGCCCGCUUUGGACCGCUCCUGGGCCGCCGCCUGCUCUCGGCCGCCGCCACCAGCGCCGUGCCGGCCCCCAACGAGCAGCCCGAGGUCUUCUACAACCAGAUCUUCAUAAACAAUGAAUGGCAUGAUGCUAUCAGCAAGAAGACCUUCCCCACCAUCAAUCCAUCUACGGGAGAGGUCAUCUGCCAGGUGGCAGAAGGAAGUAAGGAAGAUGUGGACAAGGCAGUGAAGGCUGCUAGGGCUGCCUUCCAGCUUGGCUCCCCCUGGCGCCGCAUGAAUGCAUCUGACAGGGGCCGGCUGCUGUACCGCCUGGCUGAUCUCAUUGAGCGGGACCGGACCUACCUGGCAGCCUUGGAGACCCUGGACAACGGCAAGCCCUAUGUUAUCUCCUACCUGGUGGAUUUGGACAUGGUCCUGAAAUGUCUUCGUUAUUAUGCUGGCUGGGCUGAUAAGUACCAUGGGAAAACUAUUCCUAUCGAGGGUGACUUCUUCAGCUACACUCGCCACGAGCCUGUGGGGGUGUGCGGGCAGAUCAUUCCGUGGAACUUCCCACUCCUGAUGCAAGCAUGGAAACUGGGUCCAGCCUUGGCAACCGGAAACGUGGUUGUGAUGAAGGUCGCCGAGCAGACACCUCUCACCGCCCUCUACGUGGCCAACUUGAUCAAAGAGGCUGGCUUCCCCCCUGGCGUGGUCAAUAUUGUUCCCGGAUUCGGCCCCACUGCUGGAGCUGCCAUCGCUUCCCACAUGGAUGUGGAUAAAGUGGCAUUCACAGGCUCCACCGAGGUUGGCCACCUAAUCCAGAAUGCUGCAGGCAGCAGCAACCUCAAGAGAGUAACCCUGGAGCUGGGGGGAAAGAGCCCCAACAUCAUCCUGUCAGAUGCUGAUAUGGACUGGGCUGUGGAACAGGCCCACUUCGCCCUGUUCUUCAACCAGGGCCAGUGCUGUUGUGCCGGCUCCCGGACCUUUGUGCAUGAGGAUGUAUACGAAGAGUUUGUGGAGCGCAGUGUUGUCCGAGCCAAGUCUCGGGUGGUCGGGAACCCCUUUGACAGCCGGACGGAGCAGGGGCCCCAGGUGGAUGAGACACAGUUCAAGAAGAUCCUUGGCUAUAUCAAGUCGGGAGAACAAGAGGGGGCAAAGCUACUGUGCGGUGGGGGUGCUGCUGCUGACCGUGGCUACUUCAUCCAGCCCACCGUGUUUGGAGAUGUGCAAGACGGCAUGACCAUUGCAAAGGAGGAGAUCUUUGGGCCAGUGAUGCAGAUCCUGAAGUUCAAGACCAUAGAGGAAGUUGUUGGGAGAGCCAACGAUUCCAAGUAUGGGCUGGCUGCAGCUGUCUUUACAAAGGACUUGGACAAAGCCAAUUAUCUGUCCCAGGCCCUCCAGGCUGGCACUGUGUGGAUCAAUUGCUAUAAUGUGUUUGGGGCCCAGUCCCCAUUUGGAGGCUAUAAGAUGUCGGGGAGUGGCAGAGAGCUGGGCGAGUAUGGCCUGCAAGCAUAUACCGAAGUGAAGACGGUCACCGUCAAAGUGCCUCAGAAGAACUCAUAAAGAAGUAUCCCAGCUUCCCUCAUCCUGCACCCAAAAGCCCAGCAAGGUCACAAGGAAGAAAACAACCCAUACAGACUGAAAAGAGAAAUCCCUUCACCAGAGUCUCUUGCCAGAAAGCUGGAAUUCGAGUUGAUAAACAGGGUGGGCUGGUGGGGAACAAUGUCUGUAGAGAGCUUUUCUUAACUGGGCCAAGGAUAUGGCUCAGGGGUUGAGCACUUCCCAGCACUGUAAAACAAAUGACCAAUAAAAAAAAAAUACACUGAUUGACUGCA